GUGAAAGAUGGACACAUGAGUAAAGGCAGAGAAUUCCAGCUAGAACAUCCCAGUCAUAGUAUGGCCCAUCGCCAUGGUGACCUAUACAUCACGUCAGGCACUGCCCUGUACCUCUACGACUUGAAUGGGACACAGAUAAAAAAGCUGUAUGAGGAUACCUGUAGUAAAGGUAGUACAGUGGCCAAGUGUGCUGCGAGUCCCAACGGGAACAUGAUCUAUGUAAUCAACCAACCCUGCCAUCAACUCCUAACCCUGGCCAGGGAUGGCACUGUACUGUCCUAUUUCACAGACCCACAGCUUAAAUACCCAAGUGUCUGCGUUUCCCCUGCAGGACAGGUUUUGGUUUGUGAUUAUGCCUCUGAAAUUGUUAUGCAAGUGGACAGAGAGGGGAAGAGGCAGAUAGCUAUUGUUACUAAAAUCAGUAGACCCACAGCAGUGUUUUACAGCAGAGAUGACCUUGUUAUGUUGACAAGCCAGUCAUCCAUUGUACUUUAUGUAUACAAUUCAGAGGUCAAUCAAAGCUUGAACAAACAUAGAACAUAAAUCUGGUUAAGGCUCUAAUGUUUGUAAAAUAGAAGCAAAAUAUUUUGUGUAACAUGCAGUCCAUAUUCAAAAAUAAUACCAAAAAUAAUUCAAUGCUUGCAUAAUUUUCUUAAUGAAAGAAAAUAAUGAUCAUUUCACU
Molecule: messenger RNA, 682 nt
Organism: Dreissena polymorpha
Lineage: Eukaryota; Metazoa; Mollusca; Bivalvia; Myida; Dreissenidae
Exons: 2
Coding region: 16-543 (175 amino acids)
Source: RefSeq, a predicted model, not a curated record